AUGGCGACCAGCUUCGAUUCUGGCCUCAAUCUUGGCGCAAGUUCCAGCACGACGCAGGCCCAAGGCUUUUCCUUCCGGCUUUUCCGACACCCGGCGGUAGCGAUCUCGCAUGUGGCAUUCCGCUCAUCCGCCAUCCUGUUUUAUAUUUUCUGCGGUGUGUUCACUUCAGACUUCAUCGUGCAGUUCUUGAUCCUGCUGACCCUCUUGUCGAUGGACUUUUGGACGGUCAAGAAUGUCACCGGCCGCUUGAUGGAUCCCACGCUCUACCCGGCGCUCGAUCGCAACUUCUUUUGGCUGGCGCUGUUGGCGGCACCUCUCGUCUGGGGAUUUUUCGUGACGGUCGACUUUAUGACCUUCAAAUGGGAAUGGAUGAUCGUCUCGUUGUUGGGCUUCGCAAUGACCGGCGCCAACCUCUACGGCUACCUGCGCUGUCGAUGGGCCGACACCAACCAGAUGACGAACGCCUUCAGCAAAUGGGCCUUCCUAAACAUGCUGAGGCGCCAGGCUACCCCACCAGCCACCCAACAACCGACCCAGCUCAAUGUC
Molecule: messenger RNA, 546 nt
Organism: Mesorhabditis spiculigera
Lineage: Eukaryota; Metazoa; Nematoda; Chromadorea; Rhabditida; Rhabditidae
Source: the annotation of a GenBank genome assembly